Clupea harengus (Atlantic herring) is the source of this 1445-nucleotide messenger RNA. RefSeq names its product T-cell-specific guanine nucleotide triphosphate-binding protein 2-like. The record is from RefSeq and is a predicted model, not a curated record. The transcript has a single exon. Lineage: Eukaryota; Metazoa; Chordata; Actinopteri; Clupeiformes; Clupeidae. The coding region runs from base 96 to 779 and encodes 227 amino acids.
GAGACACGUUCAGUUUUUGAUAGAUUAUGUGAAAUAGCUUCUUUGCAAAAACAGAACAUGAUGAAAUAUAAGGCGUUACCUUCUCCUUUUAGAUCAUGGCUGAGCAACAGGAUGAAGAACAAAAAGAUCAAGUCACUCUCAACAUUGCUGUGGCAGGGGAGAGUGGGGUAGGAAAGUCCUCCUUUGUUAACGCCAUCAGAGGUCUUCAAGAUACUGAUGAAGGAGCUGCACCCACUGGAGUAACAGAAACCACCAUGGAGCCCACCAUGUACCCCCACCCAAACAUGCCCAAUGUGAACUUAUGGGACCUACCAGGCAUAGGGACCACAAAUUUCAGAGCAAAAACCUACAUGAAAGAUGUCAAAUACCAAAACUAUGACUUCUUUAUCAUAGUAAGUGCAGGAAGAUUCAAAGAGAAUGACAUCACGCUGGCAAAAGAAAUCAAGAAAAAUAAGAAGAAUUUCUACUUUGUUCGCACAAAGACUGACCUUGAUGUAACACAAGAAGAGAAAAAGGGAGUAACAGAGGAGCAAACACUUCGGAAAAUACGGAACCGGUGUGUGGAAAAUUUGAAAACAUUGGGAUCCCCUCCUGUCUUCCUCAUUACAUCAGAAAACCCGAAAAGGUUUGACUUCUUGGAACUGGUAGAGAAUCUGGAGAGAGACCUUCCAGAUCACAAGAGAGAUGCUCUGGGUAUGCAGGACACCAGUUUUGUGUCCAUGGUGGCUCAUAUUUUAAGAGCAUUGUGGUCAAGAAUCAGUGCUCUUAGUGAAAAGUGAUUGGAAUAGCAGGACUAAAGUAAAGAAAUCAACUCAUGUUAAUCAAGACUUAGUGGUUUGGAAAGGUUACUGUUUUUCUUUUUCUCUUUUUAGGGUUAUUGGGUUCUCUUUAGGGUUCUUGACAUGUAAGUGUAGUGCUUCUAACUGGGAAUUAACUUUAAUUGCCAUUGCAUUGUAAUCAAGGUGUAGGUGGGUGACAGUAGCACUGGGUGGGGCUUACUUCUGUGUUGUGUGCAUCAUGAACUGCAACCUUUGCUGAGUGUGACACAUCUUUAUGUCAUGCACAUUUUCUUUGAUUUUCAAUAGACAACUCAAACAAUUCAGUGGUUGUUGAUAAUGCACUGUGCUGUAUUUUGUUUUAUCUGACUCAUCUGUAUCAAAUUGGGUCACACUUUAUUUGGAUGGUCCCCUACAGACUAUAUACAGAUGCUCAGAUUGUAAACAAACUAUCUGUUGAAGCUAUAAUUUAAGGUUAAGGUUAGGUUAAAAGAAAAGGGGAUGUCCCAUAUCAGGGUAGAGUCCAUCAAUGGAACGUCCUGGGCAUGGACACAGAUGCCAUCUGGUGGCCUCUCCUGGUACCACUCUACUUAUAGUAUUAUCUUUGUAAAUGUUUGUAAUCUGUAGAAUGUUCUACAGAAAGAAAUAAAAAACAAAAGAUGAGUAAAA